CUAUCAAGUGUGUCAGAAGAUGAGUUCUCAACAAUAUCCACGACCGGGAAUACCUCCUAGUAUGGGACAAAACCAGACUCCUGGAGGAAACACGGCAAUGGUGUCUGGUAGUCAACCAAACACAGCAGGUAACAUCAUGCAACCUGCUAACCCACAGCAGAACUAACUCACUUUGUAUCACAGCUUUCACAACUAUUUGCAGUGGUCAGUCAGUGUGUGUGAAAUCAUUGGUCAGUCAAGUCUGCAGUGGUGUAAACUACUUAAAUAAAAAUACUUCAAAGUACUACUUAAGUAGUUUUUUGGGGUAUCUGUACUUUAGUAGUUUUUUUUUUUGACAACUUACUUUUACUUCACUACAUUCCUAAAGAUAAUAAUGUACUUUUUACUCCAUACAUUUUCCCUGACACCCAAAAGUACUCAUUACAUUUUGAAUGCUUAGCAGGACAGGAAAAUCGUCUAAUUCACACACUAAUCAAGAGAACAUCCCUGGUCAUCCCUACUGCCUCUGAUCUGGUGGUCUCACUAAACACAUACUCUAUUCAUAAAUGAUGUCUUGGUGUUGGAGUGUGCCCCUGGCUAUCCAUAAAUAAACAAAAACAAGAAAAUUAUGCUGUCUGGUUUGCUUAAUAUAAGGAAUUUAAAAUGAUUUAUACUUUUACUUUUGAUACUUAAGUAUAUUUUAGCAAUGACAUUUACUUUUGAUACUUAAGUAUAUUUAAAACCAAAUACUUUUAGACUUUUACUCAAGUAGUAUUUCACUGGGUGACUUUCACUUUUACUUGUCAUUUUCUAUAAAGGUAUCUCAAGUAUGACAAUUGGGUACUUUUCCUACCACUGCAAGUCUGCUUCAUAAAAAGUAACUCCAACUCUUUGUACCACAGGUGGGGCAGAUGAUGGCAACCGUGACCCUCACCCAGACCACGGUCCUCGUGACCACCCCAGCAGUGGUGGUGGAGCAUCGACCUUCAGAGAUGACAAGCAGGAGACAGUGGUGGUCCGGCCUUACCCCCAAGCCCAGGUCCAUGGACCCCCCCAGGGUCACCCCACUCCAGCAGGGCACCUGCCCCUCCAGCAGGGCAUGCCCGUCACAGUGUCAGCCCCUCCACCACACAUCCCCCAGGGCCUGCCUCUGGCUUUCACUGAAGGGCCCAUGAAGGUAUGGAUGGGGGAGCUCAGAGCUCUGUCUGCUGCAUUAGCCCUCUCUCUCUGUCUUGAGCUGACUUUAUCUCAUCUUCUCUCUUCUCUCAUCUCUCCAUGCCUUUUCUUAGGUGCAGCCAGCUCUGAAGUCCCCCAUGCCCGGUCGAGUGAUCGCCCCAGCACCAGCCAACACCCAGGGCCACAUCGCCCUGCCACCCAAGGUGCCAAGCCACGUCACUGUAACCAUGGAGAGCACUGUGCCUCAGACCGCCGGCAUCCCUGUUGCAACUAUCAGUGGCCAACAGGUAAGGACUGGUGUUUGUAGUUGUAAUACACCCCAGCAAUAAUAUACCCUAUUGAGGUCUACCCAAUGUGAUGACAUGAUGAAAAAUGUGGUUCCAAAUCUAUAAUGCUUUGUGUCCAUGGGCGUGGCGUUUCCAGGGCAACCCCAGUAACCUGCACCAUCACCUGAUGACAACCAACGUGCAGAUCAUCCGCAGCAACGCCCCGCCCCUGCAGCUCGGCUCCCCUGGAACCCCCCAGCACACCUUCACCUCCCAUCUGCCCAGAGGUCAGUCAGUGCCCAAGACAGCAUAGUAGCAUAGUUGAUGUACCUUGACCAUUUUCAGAAUUAUAAAAAGUUUAUAAUUCUGAAAAUGGUCAAGGUACUGACAAAAAAAAUGCACCCUAGUGGUUUGUUCAUAUUUUAACCUACUGUAGGUCCUCAGCAGAACCAUCCUAAGAACAGACAUGGCUAACUGUUGUUCAUGUGUGUUUCCAGGAGCUGCUGCAGCUGCUGUGAUGUCCAGUUCCAAAGGACAAACAGUGCUGAGACCUGCUACAGGCCCUGGUGGUGGCACUGGCCCACCUACUGUCCAGCACAUCAUCCACCAGCCCAUCCAGUCCCGCCCUAUAGUCACAACGUCCACAGCUGUGAUGCCCACGGUAGUUGCCCCAUUAACGGCCACCAGGCCUCAGUCCCCAGUGGUUAGCUCAGCCACGCACUCCGCAGAGAUGGUUCAUGGGUAAGGAAAAUAAACACAGUAUGACAUGCUGAAAGCGUUAAUCAUUUUUUACUGUUUCUUUUGUAAAUGGAUCUAGAUGACUCCCGCUGAGAUAGUUAAUUUUAGGGAGCCCAAUACUAUUCCAGCUAUUGCAAGUGUACGUAAAACCAAUGUUAACUAUCCUCUUGCUCUCUUCCAUCAGGCGUCCAGGACUGAAUAUCCACCCCCCUCCAGCCACUAUGAGCAUCCAGCGUCCUCCCCAAUCUCGGGACAACCCCACACGCAUCACCCUGCCCUCCCACCCUGCCAUUGGGGGUCAGAAACCCCAGCUGCCCCACACCAUGGCACAGAAGCCCAUGUUCAGCAAUGUGACUCCUGUCGCGGCAGCAACUGUUGCCCCAAUAUUAGCCACCAAUACUGCUCCAUCGCCAAGCACUACGGGUAUGAUGCUGUUGUUGUGAUAGAGAUAGGUCUAACUAAUCUAUUUUCAUUCCAGCAUCAUAUUGACACUAUCAACUAUCAAGACCGACUGUUUCCUUUGUUCUGUUUUAAUGGUGUAAUAACCACAUUAUUGUAACUCACUCAGGACCUCACCCCCAAAUGACCAACAGUAACAUCGUCACCAUGACGAUGACCUCUCAUUCCUCCCACGCCACAGCAGUCACCACGUCCAACAUCCCUGUGGGUAAGUAUCUCAAUCAUUAAUGUUGAAGGAGUGCAAAGGCACCAAGCUACUCUCUGGAGUAACCUACUCCACAUUUCAUGUAAUGUUUACUUAUCUAAUAAGUAAUUGAUAGGAGUAGAGUGGCUAUUAAGAACAGUGACACAUUGAAUUAUCAACGGUCGAAUACAUUGCAUCAGAUUCUGUAAUGUUUAGCUUACAUUGAAUUUACAGAAGUCCCUACAGGGUGAUUUAUAUGUUGUAAGAUUACAAUUUCACCCAGCUGAUUGUACACCAUUCCACCUCCACCCUCUUCAGCUAAGGUGGUUCCCCAGCCGAUAGCCCACACCUCACCCAGGAUCCAGCCGGAGUACCCUGGAGAGAGGGGCAACCUGAUCCCCAUCUCUGGUCACCGCUCCUCCCCGAACCCCAUCACCAUGGAGGCCCGCAGUGACAACAGGUCAGCGACGAGGGCUGAUUGAUUCAUUUUUAUUUUGGGUUGACGAUACAUUUAAUCAACAAGACGAUUAUUUGAUCCAGAGGAUAGCGCAUGAAAACAUUUAUUUCCAAAGUGGUCCUCGUUGGUCCUCGGCUACAUCUCAAUAGUGUCAAAUGUCAGUCUCCUAAUUUCUGAUGUACUUGGAGUAAAUUCCUGGUUGUUAGUUGAAAGUUUUCGAUAUGGUUGUUUUAUUUCAUUCAUUUGAUAUGCAUGUUCCCCCACAGGCAAUCAGUGCCAGUGCAGUUCCAGUACUUCCUGCCUACCUACCCUUCUUCACCGUUCCCUCUGACACACACCUACACCCCCAUCACCAGCUCUGUGUCCACCAUCCGACAGUACCCAGGUACCAUUCUCCUCUCCCUCUUAACAGAAAGCUACAUCUGGCUCUAUGUGACUGCAACCAGUCAGAUAAUACUCUGUCGUUUUCACAGAGCCAGAUUGUUAACUCCUGAACACUCACUUUAAUCAAAAUUAUUGAUCAUUUUGUUAAUCAAUUACAUUUUUAAUAAGCUCUGACUUUCUAAGCUAUGUUACAUUUGAGGUUUUAGUCAUUUAGCAGACGCUCUUAUCCAGAGCGACUUACAGUUAGUGAGUGCAUACAUUUUCAUGUUCAACCUAAUUAUGCUCUAGUCUAAUCUACAUCUAUAAUACCAUCCUUCAUCCUGUGUGUCAAAUCCAAACCCAACAUCUCUCGGUUUCCUGUCACCCCUACAGUAACCCCUCAGGCUCCCAGCGGCACAGCCAUGCAGACCCAGACCAGUGUGGGCGUAGCGUCGGCGGUGCACCUCAACCCCAUGCAGCUGAUGACGGUGGACCGCAUCGCUCAGAUCAACACGCAGAACAUCCAGCCCGCCGGCAUGGCCACGCAGGGCAUCCAGCCAACCACCAUCAGUGCCCAGGGCCUUCACGCCACCACCGGUCAGAUCACUGCACAAAACAUCCAACCGGCGCCCAUCAACCCACAACAGCCAACCAAUGAGAACAAGACCUCAAGUGAGUUGGUGAACAAAGCAGUUUAAGUUUCUUUGAAAGUUAAAAUCAGGUCUGAGAUAUAUUAUGAAUAGAAUCAUUCUAUGCAUUUUCUCCAGUUUGGUUACAUUUAUUUUUAUGUCAUUUAUUGGAGAAAGGAAAAAAAGUAUUACUAUGAUUCACAACAGCUAUUCUUUUCAGACAACUAUUCAAAACAACUAUUCUGACAACAACAUUGCUCUGUCUUCUCAGUUGUGUUAGCAGACGGCUCUACUCUGGUAACCAACCCCAUCAGCCAGACGUUCGGCAGCAGUCAGCCGCCCACCUCUGUGGGGCAGACACACCCCCAGAACACUGGGCCUGGUGCCCCCACCCUGGUGUCCUCUCCCCGGCCUAGCAUCCUACGCAAGAAGCCUGCCAACGAGGGGUGAGUUUAGAAAACCCCUUACGGUUUUAUUUUGUGAAUGCUACUACUUACUAGAGCAGUUGUGGUCACCAACCCUUGUCAUGAGUAGGGCUGUUGCGGUGACCGUAUUACCGCCACUCCAGCGGUCACAAGUCAUGAAGGCAGUCAAAUUCCACGUGACCGUUUAAUCACGGUAAUUAGGCUUCUCCAAGCUCUGAUGCUGCUGAUGGUCAUAAGUAGCCUACCAAACUUGCUAACUACCUGGUACUCAGCGACCAUAGUCACCAAGAAAACAAUUGGUAACACACUACGCCGUGAAGGACUGAAAUCCUGCAGCGCCCGCAAGGUCCCCCUGCUCAAGAAAGCACAUAUACAGGCCCGUCUGAAGUUUGCCAAUGAACAUCUGAAUGAUUCAGAGGAGAACUGGAUGAAAGUGUUGUGGUCAGAUGAGACCAAAAUCAAGUUCUUUGGCAUCAACUCAACUCGCCGUGUUUGGAGGAGGAGGAAUGCUGCCUAUGACCCCAAGAACACCAUCCCCACCGUCAAACAUGGAGGUGGAAACAUUAUGCUUUGGGGGUGUGUUUCUGCUAAGGGGACAGGACAACUUCACCGCAUCAAAGGGACGAUGGACGGGGCCAUGUACCGUCAAAUCUUGGGUGAGAACCUCCUUCCCUCAGCCGGGGCAUUGAAAAUGGGUUGUGGAUGGGUAUUCCAGCAUGACAAUGACCCAAAACACACGGCCAAGGCAACAAAGGAGUGGCUCAAGAAGAAGCACAUUAAGGUCCUGGAGUGGCCUAGCCAGUCUCCAAACCUUAAUCCCAUAGAAAAUCUGUGGAGGGAGCUGAAGGUUUGAGUUGCCAAACGUCAGCCUCGAAACCUUAAUGACUUGGAGAAGAUCUGCAAAGAGGAGUGGUACAAAAUCCCUCCUGAGAUGUGUGCAAACCUGGUGGCCAACUACAAGAAACGUCUGACCUCUGUGAUUGCCAACAAGGGUUUUGCCACCAAGUACUAAGUCAUGUUUUGCAGAGGGGUCAAAUACCUAUUUCCCUCAUUAAAAUGCAAAUCAAUUUAGAUUUUUUUUUACAUGCCUUUUUCUGGAUUUUGUUGUUAUUCUGUCUCUCACUGUUCAAAUAAACCUACCAUUUAAAAUUAUAGACUGAUCAUGUCUUUGUCAGUGGGCAAACGUACAAAAUCAGCAGGGGAUCAAAUACUUUUUUCCCUCACUGUAGGACUACCUAUUUCUUUGUUAACCGCUCAACACAGAAUAUCCCCGCGACACAGUUGGCAUCAGUUGCUGGGAUUGCUAGUCUCUUUCCAGUGAUCCUGCUGACCAAGGAUGGGUCUGAGGAGCUAUUUGGCGUUGCAGCUAGCCUAGCUGCUAGCUAGCAGCAUAUCAAGCUAGUAGGGUUUUCUUGAGGGCUUGAACGCAGGCCGCGACGCGGUUAGCCAUUGUGGCUGGGACCGCGGAUUGUCCCGGGUUUGUGGCUGUCUAGAUCCCUGCUGUUUGUUGUUUUCAAUCUUUCCUGUGACCUGCCCUGUCUGGAACUGCGAGGAGUAACAGCGUAACCUACGUUGCUACCAUGACAAAGACCAAAGCCGGCGGGAGUACCGUUGUCGUGGAAAGUGGCGGUUCUCUAUCACACGUGAAGGAUCUUUUGAACAAACAAAAAUAGUUCUACAAGCAGUUGUUACAACAACAAGAAAAUAGCGUCAAGUGCUUUGUCCAAAUACUGGUGGAUUCAACUAAUAAAAUAAUGGACGACCUGACCAGAGAGGUCCAGGACCUAAAGAACAGUUUGCAGUUCUCCCAGGGUCAGCUCAAUGAGUUGAAACAGGAGAACGGCAAUAUUACAGCAGUCUGUAAGUCAUUCAGAGAGGACAUCAGUUCUGUGUGUGAAUCCAUGAUAACAAUGACGGAUAAAUCAGGCUCAAGGGACAUUCAAGGCGUAACAACAUGGUUGUGGAUGGAAUUGCAGAAUCUCCACAUGAGACCUGGACAGAGUCUGAGGACAAAGUGAGGGAAAUGAUCUGUGAGAAAUUGAAGAUGGACCACAGGAAGAUUGAGGUGGAGCGCGCCCACAGGACUGGAAAACCCACCACCGGCCCAGGUGACAGGCCCAGCCGAUAGUGGUCAAGUUCCUGAGGUUCAAGGACAAGGUAACUGUUCUGGAAAGAGCCAAGAACUUGACCUGUGUCAUUGCCAACAAAGGGUAUAUAACAAAGUAUUGAGAAACUUUUGUUAUUGACCAAAUACUUAUUUUCCACCAUAAUUUGCAAAUAAAUUCAUAAAAAAUCCUACAAUGUGAUUUUCUGGAUUUUUUUUCCUCAUUUUGUCUGUCAUAGUUGACGUGUACCUAUGAUGAAAAUUACAGGCCUCUCUCAUCUUUUUAAGUGGGAGAACUUGCACAAUUGGUGGCUGACUAAAUACUUGUUUUCCCCACUGUAGCCUUAGCAAGUUAUUGAUUUCAUGAACCUUAUUUCUAACAUCAGAUAACAUUAAUAUAUUAGCCAUUUCUGAGACUCACUUCAUUUGAUAAUACAUUUGAUGAUACAGCAGUAGCAAUACAAGAAUAUAACAUCUAUAGAAGAGACAGAAAUGCUAAUGGGGGAGGUGUUGCUGUAUAUAUUCAGAGCCAUAUCCCUGUAAUGCUUAGAGAAAAUGUUGUGGUUGCAGGUGUUGUGGUUGCAGGUUCACUUGCCACAUCUAAAGCCUUUUCUUUUGGGGUGUUGCUAUAGGUCACCAAGUGCGAACAGUCAGUAUCUAAAUAAUAUGUGUGAAAUGGUUGAUGGUGUAUGAUUUAAACAGAAAGGUCUACUUUCUUGGGGACCUGAAUAUUGACUGGUUUUCAUCUAGCUGUCCACUUGAGGAAGCUUCUUACUGUAACCAGUGCCUGUAAUCUGGUUCAGGUUAUUAAUCAACCUACCAGGGUGUUUACAAACACUACAGGAACAAGAUCAUCCACAUGUAUUGAUCACAUUUUUACUAAUACUGUAGAACUUUGUUCUAAAGCUGUAUCCGUACCCAUUGGAUGCAGUGAUCACAAUAUAGUGGCUAUAUCCAGGAAAGCCAAAGUUCCAACAGCUGGGCCUAAAAUAGUGUAUAAGAGAUCAUACAAAAGAUUUAGCUGUGACUCAUAUAUGGAUGAUGUAAAAAAUAUUUGUUGGUCUGAUGUGAUUAAUAAGGAGCAUCCAGACACUGCACUUGAUUAAUUUAUGAAAUUGCUUCUUCCAAUUAUUGAUAAACAUGCACCUGUUAGGAAACUGACUGUCCAUGGAUUGAUGAGGAAUUGAAAAACUGUAUGGUUGAAAGAGAUGGGGCAAAAGGAGUGGCUAAUAAGUCUGGCUGCACAUCUGACUGGUUGACUUACUGCAAAUUGAGAAAUUAUGUGACUAAACUCAACAAAAAUAAGAAACUGUAUUAUGAAGCCAAGAUAAAUGAUAUAAAGAAUGAUGGAAAAAAACUUUGGAGUACUUUAAAUGAAAUUAUGGGCAGAAAGACAUUCAACUCCAUCUUUCAUUGAAUCAAAUGGCUUAUUCAUCACAAAACCAUUUGAUGUUAUUUUGAUGAACAGUGAGACAGCGUAUUCAUGCAUAAAAAAACAAAUGAUGAAAGAAAAGCAUUGCAAGUUUGAAUUUUGUAAAGUUAGUGUGGGAGAGGUGUAAAAAUGGUUAUCGAUCAAUAAUGACAAACCUCCUGGCAUUGACAACUUAGAUGGAAAGCUACUGAGGAUGGUAGCUGACUCUAUAGCCGCUCCUAUCUGUCAUAUCUUUAAUCUGAGCCUAGAGGAAAGUCUUUGUCCUCAGGCCUGGAGGGAAGCCAAAGUCAUUCCGCUACCCAAGAAUGGUAAAGCGGCCUUUACUGGUUCUAACAGCAGACCUAUAAGCUUUCUGACAGCUCUUAGCAAACUGUUGGAAAAAUUGUGUUUGACCAAAUACAAUGUUAUUCUCUGUAAACAAAUUAACAACAGACUUUCAGCAUGCUUAUAGGGAAGGGCACUCAACAUGUACUGCACUGACACAAAUGACUGAUGAUUGGUUGAAAGAAAUGGAUAUUAAGAAGAUUGUGGGAACUGUGCUGUUAGAUUUCAGUGCAGCCUUUGAUAUUAUUGACCAUAGCCUGUUGUUGAAAACACAUAUGUGUUAUGGCUUUUCAACCUCUACCAUAUCGUGGAUUCAGAGCUAUCUAAUAGAACUGAGGGUUUUCUUUAAUGGAAGCUUCUCUAAUGUCUAACAUGUAAAGUGUGGUGUACCACAGGGCAGCUCUCUAGGCCCUCUACUAUUUUCUAUUUUUACCAAUGACCUGCCACUGGCAUUAAACAAAGCAUGUGUGUCCAUGUAUACUGAUGAUUCAACCAUAUACACAUCAGCAACCACAGCUAAUGAAGUCACUGAAACCGUAACAAAGAGUUGCAGUCUGUUUUGGAAUGGGUGGCCAGUAAUAAACUGGUCCUGAACAUCUCUAAAACUAAGAGCAUUGUAUUUGGUACAAAUCAUUCCCUAAGUUCUAGACCUCAGCUGAAUCUGGUAAUGAAUGGUGUGGCUGUUGAACAAGUUGAGGAGACUAAAUUACUUGCCGUUACCUUAGAUUGUAAACUAUCAUGGUCAAAGCAUAUAGAUUCAAUUGUUGUAAAGAUGGGGAGAGGUCUGUCCGUAAUAAAGAGAUGCUCUGCUUUUUUGACACCACACUCCAAAAAGCAAGUUCUGCAGGCUCUAGUUUUGUCUAAUCUUGAUUAUUGUCCAGUCGUGCGGUCCAGUGCUGCAAGGAAAGACCUAGUUAAGCUGCAGCUGGUCCAAAACAGAGCGGCACGUCUUGCUCUUCAUUGUAAUCAGAGGGCUGAUAUAAAUACUAUGCAUGCCAGUCUCUCUUGGCUAAGAGUUGAGGAGAGACUGACUGUAUCACUUCUUUUUAUAAGAAACAUAUGUUGAAAAUCCCAAAUAGUUUGCAUAGUCAACUUACACACAGCUCUGACACACACACUUACCCCACCAGACAUGCCACCAGGGGUCUUUUCACAGUCCCCAAAUCCAGAACAAAUUCAAGGAAGCGUACAGUAUUAUAUAGAGCCAUUAUUGCAUGGAACUCCAUUCCAUCUCAUAUUGCUCAAAUUAACAGCAAACCUGGUUUCAAAAAACUGAUAAAGUAACACCUCACGACACAACGCCUCUCCCCUAUUUGACCUAGAUAGUUUGUGUGUAUGUAUUGAUAUGUAGGCUACGUGUGCCUUUAACAAAAAUGUAUGUAGUUCUGUUCUUGAGCUGUUCUUAUCUAUUAAUGUUCUGUAUUAUGUCAUGUUUCAUGUUUUGUGUGAACCCCAGGAAGAGUAGCUGCUGCUUUUGCAACAGCUAAUGGGGAUCCUAAUAAAAUAUAAAAUAGCCGAAUGUGCGCACUCUCUCAAAUCAUUGGGAGAUUUGUUCAAUUGUAUUCUUCAUACUAUAAAAUAGCCUCCCGAGUGGCACAGCAGUCUAAGGCACUGCAGUGCUAGAGGUGUCUGCUCUAAGCAAAUCUUGUCUGCUAAUUGACCUAGUGUAGCCCACAGCCAUAUGGCAUAGCCAGAUCAGUGCCUAACAUGAAGACAACUCAGAGUAUGCUAUUCUGUUCUUCUGAACUAGACUACAUUUUCUUCAUAUCAUGUUUAGACCUGUCUAAAAUAGAUAAUAUAUUUAUUGUGAAGGUGUGGUCUAUAUUACACAGAUUUAUAAGACUUUUUAAAAUGUAGAUGUUCCAAAGGUCUGCAUCAGUGGCUUAUAGGCUGUGUGUGGAAGCCAGGAGAUGUUAAAUGUUUUUAUGUUAAUUAACGGUCACUUACCGUGAGACCGACAGUUAUUUGCUUGACAAUCACCAGCUGACGAAAUUGUGACCGCCACAGCCCUAUUCAUGAGCAGCUACAGUUUGAGUAGGCUUUUCUUUUAUCACAGCACUAACCUGUGUCUGUUUUCCCUAUAAAGGUCUGCAGUGAGGAAGAACUUGAUCCCAGAGGCCACCAGCCCCAGGAUAGACGGAGGAAUCAGGCAUGCAUCAGGGUUUCCACGCCCAGCAGGGUAAGACUUAGCACUGCACAUUGUUAGUAGGCACUGAUCAAAGACUAUGCUGUGUGCACACGCUGGAAUCCUCUGGUGAACCGCAUACUCUAGUAUUAAUAACAUCUUGUAGUUGAAAAUGUACUUUAAAAUGAUUGGGUGGUUGAUUAUCUUUUCCCUGUCCUCCCAGUGUGAAGCACAAGCCUGAUCUCCACGUGUCCCUGGCUCCCCUGGUGACGUCAUCCUCCAUGGAGGCUCUGCCCAGCCAUCAGACCAAUGAACAGCAGCAGCACCCCGGAGCCCCGCCCCACCAGCACCCCUCUCAGCCAAUCCAGACGCUCCUCUCAGUGUCAGCACCCCCACAUUCACAGCCUGGCCCCGCCCUGUCCGCCAUCACUCCACCAAUCUUGUCUAUGGCCAACGUGGUGGUUCCAGCUACCCAGUCAGCGGCCAGUAGCACUGCGGCAUGUGGAAUAAGCUCCACCCUCCCUGAGAUCAAGAUAAAGCAGGAGGUGGAGGCCAUGGAUACCUCCAAACCAGGUACAUUUUAAAUUGAAAAAAUAAUUUGCCACGAUAUUGUCUUUAACUUUUUUUUUUAUUGGUGUUCUUCUAUUGCUGAUCUAGGAUCGUAAAAAAAAUAAUAUCAAAAUAGAUCAGCAUUCCUACUCUGAGACACUUUGUGUAUACGGGCCCUGAACUAUUGAUCUCCUUGUUCUUCCUCUCUCCCUCCAGGUCCCCCCAUGCCCCAUGGUGGUGCCCCCUUGUUGUCCAUGAUGCCCGGUGGGGAUGUGACCCCCGGGGCCUCCCCCAGGAAGAAGCCCCGGAAGCAGCAGCAUGUCAUCUCCACGGAAGAGAGCGAGAUGAUGGAGACCAACAGCACGGACGAGGAGAAGGUCCUGGCCAGACCCCUCAGCAUGAGGGCCGAGAAACGCAAGUCGCCCCUCAAGGAGUACAUAGGUAGGAGAAAGAAGAUACUCAACCUCUUUAUUCAUGAUUCACAUGUCCAGGUUAAGGGUAAGCUUGCUGCAGUUACGGUAGGCAACAUGCUAAUUUCUCUAAGACCUAAUUUCUCUACAUUUGACCUUGUAAGUGACAACUGUACGUUUCUCUUCCCUGCAGAUGAGGAGGGGGUGCGUUACGUCCCCACCCGUGCUCGCCCCCCGGUCACCCUCCUCCGCCACUACAGGAACCCUUGGAAGGCUGCCUACCACCACUUCCAGAGAUACAGCGACAUCCGGGUCAAAGGUCAGACCAAUGUCUUUAUUAUUGAUAACAUUAAAUCAUAACUGUAUUUAUAAUGCAUUUUCAUACAUUCUGGGUUCUAAGAGCUUGUUGUGGGACUGAAAUGCACUUAAUGGGACUAAAAUGCGGCAGGUAGCCUAGCGGUUAGAGCGUUGGGCCCGUAACCGAAAGGUCCCUAGUUCGAAUCCUCGAGCCAACAAGGUGAAAAAUCUGUCUAUGUGCCCUUGAGCAAGGCACUUAACCACAGGAGGCUGCUGCUCAUAAUAAUGGCCGGAAUCGAAACCAUGUGUUUGAUACCAUUCUGCUCCACUCCAGCCAUUUCCACGAGCCCGUUCUCCCCAAUUAAGGUGCCAUCAACCUCCUGUGCACUUAAUCCUAAUUGCUCCAGGGUCGCUGUUGAUAAUGGCAGAUCCUGGCCGUGACCCCACUCUCCGAGGGUGUCUCAGGGAGAGUUGGGAUAUGCAACAAAAAAAACAUACACACUUGUACAAUUCACACAUGCGUAUUAAUACACACUUGUACAUGUGUGAAAUUGGACCAAUAUAAGCACCAACCAAAUUACCCACGACAGAUUAUAUGCUAAACUGGCUAAAGACGUGGAUGAUUUCAUUAUCACACCUCUUGCCCACAUUUUCAAUGUAUCAUUUGCAAAGGGCAUUGUGCCCUAUGAACUGAAAAUGGCCAAAAUUGUUCCUAUUCAUAAAGCCGAUCCAGCAAACUUGACAAAUUACAGACAAUCUGAAUUUCGCCGGAUAUAAAAAAUAUUUUUGAAGCUUUCAUAUAACGGAUAAAUGAAAUAUCUAUUAUGCAAACAUCCGUAUGGCUUCAGAAAAUCUCUCUCUAUUUAAUUGACGAAAUACAUAAAACAAAUGAUCGCAAAGAUCAUACAUUAGGUAUUUUCGGGAUCUCUCAAGAACUAGGGAUGGGCAUUUGAAAUUAUUUCACUAUUCAAAUAUUAUUUUUUUCCCCCGGAAAUACAUGCGUUUUAAAGAAAAACAUUUUUGGAGACUUGCUUGCGCGACUCGGGAGAGAGCUGAGGUGCGUUCAGUUCGCUUGAACGUUUGCUACAUUGCGGAAAGGUUUGUACUGAACGGCAAGUUUCCCCCAAACAUUCUUGUAUGUUCUUGAACAGACUUUAAGGUACGUUUGCUCCUGUUUGGUGGGUGUGGCGAGGUAUGGCUUGAAGCAAUGAGUGAAUUAUUUAAAGGGCAGUGGCCGUGCUGACAGGGUUCCACAACCCAACCCCUCGUUAAAAAUAAAAAACUUGAAACUAGGGCGUGAAUGAACAAUCUCUGCUUUGGUUUUCCAGCUAUCUAAAGGAUAGAAAGCAAUAUGUGACUUUCAAAGGAAUAGAGAAUAAGUGUAGUGUGCCGCAGGGAUCAAUUCUUGGACCCUAUUAUUCUUUUAUCUAUAUAAAUGAUCAGCCCAAAGCAUCCAAAGUGCUCUCCCAGAUAUUGUUUGCUGAUCAUAUAAGUGUGUUUUACUCUCACAGAAAUCUCAAUUACCUUAUUAAUGUUGUUAAUUAUGAACUGUGUAAUAUCUCAGUGGUUUCAAAUCAACAAAUUGUCACUGAAUCAAAAAAAAAUGAAGAUUUAGUCCAAAGAACAGAAAAUACAAUAAAGACUAUAUAUACCACAGUAUGAAUCAUAAUACCCAUAAAACCUAGCGGUCAAACAGGGAAAUGGUUCCAACCGUUUUUCCACCAUUCAUUUUUCCCAUAGGAGAUUUUAGAAACACUUACAAUAAGGGCUGUGUUUCGUGUAGGCUUACCCUGGCGUGAUGUUUUGAUUACUGUGUAAAUCUCUCUAGGACAAGUGGCUUUUGUCGAUUUAAUAUGCCUGUUGAUCAAGCCUGUACGACCCUCUUUCUUGGUGUUUUGAUUGAUGAUGAAUUGUCAUGGAAACCACAAAGACUAUAACCUCUAAGAUCAGAAAUACGAGGAGACUUGGCAAAAUUAGAUAUCUCAUAAACCGAAGCACUGCUCUGUCUCUAUUACACAAUGAUCUUCCCAUUCAUCAGUUACUGUAACAUUACAUGGGCCAGCACACAGCAUACCAAACUACUAUCAAUCUUUCGCCUGCAGAAACGCUCUGUAAAAAUAAUAAUGUCUGCCGGUUUUAGAGACCAUUUAUCACCACUUUUCAAACAAUUAGGACUGAAUAUUUAUUCAAGGAAUUCUCUUCAAGUUGCUCAAUUUGUUUACGGCUCUUUAAAUCACUAACUACCCGCUUUCUUCAAAAACGAUUUCACUGCCACAUGAAUUCCAUAACUACUAACAAUUAACAGACAACAGCUACGGCACCCACAUUCAAGAACAACCAAUUCCGAAUGACCUACAGAGGCCCUAUGAUCUGGAACUCACUCCCGCCUGAUUUUGCCAAGCUAUCCCCGUCAUUGUACUGAAAGAAAUUUGAGGCAACUACUGUCCAUCACAGCUCUACGCCCCAGUAGUUUGGCUUACUGCUUAGAUUUUAUUUUAUUUGACCUCUUUUGCAUUUAUUUGUCCACACUGUGUGAUUUAUGACCACUGGGGGGGGGGGGGCGGUGCUACUCAACAAGCCCUGGGCUUUUUCCCCCUCCUGCACAUAGUUUUUUAUUUUAUUUUACUUUGUACAAACUGUCUUUCUAUUUUGCAAAGAAAUUAACUAAAAACUAAAUGUAUAUUAUAAAAUGUGCUUUUCGAGGGACUGAAAUUCAAUUUUUUGGGGGACUGAAAUUAUAUUAUUCUGGGUCUGAAAUGCGCUAAUUGAGGACUGAAAUGCCAGUGAUGCUCUGGAGGCUUUUUGAUGUUGAAUUGUUUAUUUAUUGUUUUGUUUGGACAAUCUAAAUUACACAACAAUUAUUACAACAACAUCACACAAGGUUAUUAUUCUCACCAGAUGUUAAAAUGCAUACAUAGGAAAACAUUUAGAAAUCACACAUACACAAAUCAAGAGGACGACUUUCUAUUGUGCUAUGUGCACUGUGAUGCAAAACUGGAAGGUGUAGUAUGCUAUGAAAGCGAGUGUCAUUUGUUGACUUCAAAUUUUUUGGAGACAUCACAAAAUGCUAAUCAGGGAAAUGCUAUUUAAAUUGCUAGCAAAUGACCAGUCACUUUCAUAGCACACACAUUACAUGACUAGGGCUUAGAGUUUAUCCCUGCCAUGUAACCUGACCAGGAAAAACUCCUGACCCUAGUUAUAGUUAAAUAGCUUAAUGGUGUGUGUUGUUGAAGGUAUUACUGGAUUAUAUUAUAAUAUGGCUUUAAUGGUGCGUUGUCAUGGUUUCAGAGGAGAAGAAGGGCACCCUGCAGGACGUAGCUAAUCAGAAAGGGGUGGUGUGCAGAGCGCAGGGCUGGAAGAUGCACCUGUGUGCUGCACAGCUCAUGCAGUUGGUGAGAGAAACACUACUUCCCUUUGCAAUGAUCUUUGUAUAGAGAGUACAGUUACUCAGUGCAGUCAACUUUUAAGCAUUAUGAAAAGAGAACUUAAGAGUUACGAAGUUGGAGGUGGAGCGAAAAGGGAUGACACUUGAACAUUUUACCGAAGUGGAUCUCAGUCUCACGUCAGAUGGCACGACGACUGUCUGCACUGAUAGUGCUUCAUGGCAACGCAUCACGUUAUGACGUGGCUGUCGGAAGACAAUGACGUGGAUCUAAAACCAGAGAUCUUCUUAGACCAAGAUACUUGUCCUCCUGAAUAAGUCAGUUGUGAUGUUGUACUGUAGUGUUGUAUUGGUCUUUAUACGUCUCUCCUCUCUCUAUCGCUAGACUAAUCUGGAGCAUGACGUGUAUAGCCGCCUCACUACCCUCCAAGAGGGUCUGAUCCCAAAGAAGAAGGCCGGGUCAGAUGAUGACCUGCACCGUAUCAAUGAGCUCAUACAGGUCAGAGGUCAAACACGAGACAACACAGCUUUUACAAAUAAAUAAGUCUGCUGCUCAUGGAUAGGAACAGAGUUUUCCCAGACCACGUGACCUAACCAGGAAAUACUCUAGGCCCUAGUUAUAGCCUACAAACCACAUAUGUUUUCACAUCACUAUCUGACUGACCACAAGUUUACAAUAUCUAAGAACUCACUAUUCCCAUAAACACUACUACUACACACUAUUAUAACCAGGCAUGCCGCCCUCUAGCAGUAUUUGGGAUGAUUUUGAUCAAUUCCACAGGCAGCUUUAUACCAUUUCUGAGGACUCAGGGGAAAUUCUACCUGGGCCUAGUCUUUGUUAUGAAUGUCAGUCAGCCAUUUUGAAUUGUCUCUCCCUCCCCUUUUUCCAGGGUAACAUGCAGCGCUGUAAGCUGGUGAUGGACCAGAUCACUGAGGCUAGAGACUCCAUGAUGAAGGUGCUGGACCACAAGGAGAAAGUCAUGAAGCUAAUCAACAAGAAUGGUGGAGCCAAGAAAGUCAACAAGCUGAAGCGCAAGGACAAAGCC
Molecule: messenger RNA, 16345 nt
Organism: Coregonus sp. 'balchen'
Lineage: Eukaryota; Metazoa; Chordata; Actinopteri; Salmoniformes; Salmonidae
Source: the annotation of a GenBank genome assembly